Messenger RNA from Clarias gariepinus (North African catfish), 1195 nucleotides. Its product is annotated as coiled-coil domain-containing protein 9B. The record is from RefSeq and is a predicted model, not a curated record. Lineage: Eukaryota; Metazoa; Chordata; Actinopteri; Siluriformes; Clariidae. The coding region runs from base 66 to 944 and encodes 292 amino acids. The transcript has 8 exons.
GGUCAGAUAAAUUCACGGGCCUUAGGGUUAAACGUACAGGUUGAUCAGUUUAUGUGUAUGACCUCAUGGCGUACCACAUACAAGGUAAGAUGCAAAAUGUCUGGAGUAAGACACGACUGUGUGAUGAUACCAGAUAUUCCUUCAUCGAUCCGGAUUAUCACUUAACCAUAGAGGAUUAUUUCCAAAACGUUGGCCUGAGAGAGAAGAGCCCCACAGACAUGAUGCUGGUGAAGAAGGAGCAGAAGGAUGCAGAGCUGGAUCGAAAGAUUGAAGCACUUCGAAAAAAGAAUGAGGCUCUUAUGAAGCGCUAUCAGGAGGUGGAGGAGGAUAAAAAACGGGCGGAACAGGAGGGCAUGACGAUGCAGAGCCGCAAAGGGAAAGUUGAGGAUCUGACUAUCACCAUAAAUAAGUCCACAACUGAAAAGCGUGUUGUGACCAAGAAGGGUACGGGUGAUGCAGUUAUUAAAGGGAUGCAGGACCAGGAGGAUGCAUCCAACAUUUUCACCGCUGGCCGUGGUAAAAGGAGACAGCUUCUAGUCACUGCCCCGGGAACUACUAAGGGAAAAAGGGUGGUCAGUGAAAAAGUGGAGAAGAGCAGUCCCCCUGGUCUAGCAGGGACAAAACACUCUACUGAGGGAAGGGGGGAGCCACUGGAGACUACUGCAGGAAGACGAGACUGUCCAAAAAGCCAGGUUGGAAAGAAGCAGGAAAGGAAGUAUCGAUCUGAGGGUGCUCAUCAUGGAUUCACUGAGUAUAACCCCUAUCCCCAGCAAAAUGAAUUGCUGACUGAUCUCAACGUCCCCACAACAAGCGAAGAGCAGCUGGAGUACCUACGUUGGAAAAAAGAGCGUGAAGAAAUUGACAGAGAGCGUGUGGCCCGCCAUAAAAACUCCAAGGGUCAGUGGAGGAGAGCCUGGGACAUGGACAAACCCGAGCUUACGUAAGCCGCCGUGGCCGUUCUCUGCCUGUUGCAUGCUGUUUGUGUGCCUCAUGAACGCAUAUGAUUUAUACAGUUUGUCUUGGUUUUGGUUUGGGCUUUAUCUAAUUUUCUUUUGUCUGUUUGUGUAGCUGUUUCUCUUACUGCAUGUGCAACUGCCACUAAAUUUCAGUUCUUUUGAGGCAGUCAACUUGAGUCUUUGAGUGUUUUGUGCAUUUUUCGGCUUUCUUUAUAUUGAAAAGAAAAAUUUAUUUUUGC